AUGGAGGACAAUGAAUAUUCAGGAUACUGGGAGCCUCCUCAUAAGCGUUCCUGCUGUGCAAGAAGGGGGACACAGCUCGUGCUGGUGGGGUUGCUGAGUACAGCAAUGUGGGCUGCCGUGCUGACCCUGCUUCUUCUGUGGCAUUGGGAAACGGAGAAGAAUCUGAAACAGCUGGGAGCUGCCGCCGUACAGAAUGUCUCUCAUGUCUCCCAGGACUUACAAAGAUACCAGAGUAAUCAGUUGGCCCAGAAAUCCCAGGCUGCUCGGAUGUCACAAAGCAUGCAAGAGCUCCAAACAGAACAGAAGCAAAUGAAAACUCAGGAUUCUGAACUCUCCCAGAACCUGAACAGACUCCAGGAGGAUCUAACCAAUAUCGAAUCCCAGAACUCUGAGCUCUCCCAGAACCUGAACAGACUCCUAGAGGAUCUAAUCAACAUCAAAUCCCAGAGCUUGAAUGAGAAGCGUACAGCCUCAGAUUCUCUGGAGAAACUCCAGGAAGAGGUGGCAAAGCUGAGGAUAGAGAUGCUACUAUCAAAGGGUGAGUCUGACUUACCACCACAGUGGUGGCCUGAACAGCAGCCACCACCGCCGGGCUUGUGUGAAAAAUCGUCCUUGGGCGAGAGGAUGGAUUUUGCCCACACCAGAGCUGGGUCUCUCCUGGGGCUGAACGCCAGCAGAGAAACUGAGGCAAAGCAGCCCUCGACAGCACCCUGCACCCUGGAGGGGACCCUCGAGGUACCCGACGUGGGGUCGCGCAGACAAGGUGUCGGCAAGACCCACUCCAGUCCUCCGCGGCCACAGUGCCACAGGCGCGUUGCUCUGCGGGACCUCGACGCCCACUCCCGCCUUUUUGCCUCGGUGCGCGAUGCCCGCUAUGGCCCGUGCGACCCCGCCGUCCCUCUAGGCAGAACCGCCGUGCAGUUAGGACGGUGCCAGGUGCCAGGGGCGAGAGUCAGUCGGCGCUGCUCUUGCUCCUCCUGCCAGGGCCCUCGGGAGACCUCAUCACCAUCCCCACCCACACUUGUCCCCUGCUAA
Microtus ochrogaster (prairie vole) is the source of this 1035-nucleotide messenger RNA. RefSeq names its product low affinity immunoglobulin epsilon Fc receptor-like (gene Fcer2). Bases 1 to 1035 code for a protein of 344 amino acids. The transcript has 11 exons. NCBI's taxonomy places the organism in Eukaryota, Metazoa, Chordata, Mammalia, Rodentia, Cricetidae. The record is from RefSeq and is a predicted model, not a curated record.